Lachancea nothofagi CBS 11611 is the source of this 918-nucleotide messenger RNA. Lineage: Eukaryota; Fungi; Ascomycota; Saccharomycetes; Saccharomycetales; Saccharomycetaceae. The record is from the annotation of a GenBank genome assembly.
AUGGCUGAAGAAAUCGAUUAUGAGUCGUUACCGACUAAUUCGCCACUUUCACACCAGUUAGCAGCCGGUGCCUUUGCUGGAAUAAUGGAGCACUCAAUAAUGUUUCCCAUAGACGCCAUCAAGACGCGGAUGCAGGCUCUCAGUGCAACAAUGGGGUCGGCUACAGCGGCUACAAAGCUGCCAACGAAUAUCGUGCAACAGAUUGUUAGCAUUUCCACAGCCGAAGGGUCCAUGGCGCUAUGGAAGGGUGUGCAAUCUGUGAUUCUGGGCGCAGGGCCGGCCCACGCAGUAUACUUCGCUACCUACGAGAUGUGCAAGGCCCAUCUCAUCGAUCCACAGGACUUUCAGACUCACCAGCCGCUGAAGACUGCUGCCAGUGGUAUUGCCGCCACCAUUGCAGCCGAUUUACUCAUGAACCCUUUUGAUACCAUUAAGCAGCGUAUGCAAUUACAAUCAAUCUCCAAAGAUCGGAUGUGGUCAGUGGCAUCUCGCAUCUACCGAAAUGAGGGGCUCGCCGCCUUUUUCUAUUCAUAUCCCACCACGAUCGCAAUGAAUAUUCCAUUUGCUGCGUUCAACUUUGUCAUUUACGAAUCUUCUACGAAGCUUCUAAACCCUGAUAAUUCUUAUAACCCGCUGAUACACUGUAUGUGCGGUGGUGUAAGCGGUGCAACGUGUGCCGCAAUCACUACACCAUUAGAUUGCAUAAAAACCGUUUUACAAGUGCGCGGAAGUGACAGUGUUGUGGUUCCAAUAUUCAAGCAAGCCGACACUUUUUCCAAGGCCGCUACCGCUAUAUUUAAGGUUUACGGCUGGAGAGGGUUUCUAAGAGGGCUGAAACCUCGUAUAAUCAGCACCAUGCCCGCCACAGCAAUUUCGUGGACUGCAUAUGAAUGUGCCAAACAUUCACUCUUCAAAUAA